This is a messenger RNA of Eleginops maclovinus (Patagonian blennie), 5219 nucleotides long. It is a transcript of the gene gripap1, whose product is annotated as GRIP1 associated protein 1. Gene Ontology annotation, cellular component: postsynaptic recycling endosome; extrinsic component of postsynaptic early endosome membrane; glutamatergic synapse. The coding region runs from base 100 to 2886 and encodes 928 amino acids. The record is from RefSeq and is a predicted model, not a curated record. The transcript has 30 exons. NCBI's taxonomy places the organism in Eukaryota, Metazoa, Chordata, Actinopteri, Perciformes, Eleginopidae. Gene Ontology annotation, biological process: regulation of neurotransmitter receptor transport, endosome to postsynaptic membrane; neurotransmitter receptor transport, endosome to postsynaptic membrane; regulation of recycling endosome localization within postsynapse.
GUCAGAGUGAGAGCUCCUCUUCUUCUUCUUCGUCUUCUCUUCUCUGUUCCUCCUCCGUCUCCUCCGCUAGCUUAGCCUGCUAGCCUACCUCAGGUAAACAUGGCCCUGUCCCAGGCUCUGUCAGAGGAGGAGUUCCAUCGGAUGCAGGCUCAGCUGUUGGAGCUCAGGACUCAGAACUACCAGCUGUCUGAUGAUCUCAGGAAGAACUCGGCCGAACUGAACGCCGUCCGUCAGAAGAAUGCGGUUUUGGAAAGAGAUUUUGUCAAAGCACAGAAGGCUUUGAAUAAGAGCAAGAAAGCUCAGGAGGUGGAGGCGCUGCUGAGUGAGAAUGAGAUGCUUCAGGGGAAGCUCCACAGUCAGGAGGAAGACUUCAGACUACAGAACAGCACGCUGAUGACUGAACUCUCCAAGCUGUGUACGCAGAUCGAGCAGCUGGAGCAGGAGAACCAGGGCCUGAAGGACGGAGCGGCCUCCGCAUCCAGCCCCCCACCCAACCCCACCUCCAGCCCUGUGGAUGGAGAGCUGCUCCGCCUGCAGGCUGAGAACUCCACCCUGCUGAAGAAAAUGAAAUCUCUCCAGGAGCGCUCCGACAUGGAGGUCCAGAGACAGGCGGUCACCGAGGGCAACGAGGGUGCUGCCACGGUGACAGCCGGCGCCAACGGAGUCUCUGAUGCCACAGGGAAGGGGGAGGAGCCAACAGCAGAGGGAGCCAAUGAGAGACUAGAACAGAAGGAGGCUCAGCUGGAACACAAAGAGAAGCAGCUACAUGGCCUGUCAGAGAAGAGCGUAGAGAAGAUUGUAGCUAAGCAGGCAGCGCUAGGCUGGUCGGCUGCUCUCUGUCCAAUAACUCACUGCUUUGGACCAGAGCUGGAGAUGGCACUGAACACCGAGCAGGAGGAGAAGAGGCUGCUGAGGGAGCAGAUCCACGCCCUGGAGGCGUCCAAACAGGCAGACAUCACCAAACUGCAGGAAGAGAUCACAAAGCUGACCGACAAGUUAAAGAAGAAGCAGGAGAGUUUUCAGCGCCUGCAGGGAGAGAAGGAGGCCCUGUACAACGACAGCAGGACAAAGAUUGAUGAGAUCAACCAAAGAAAAGAAGAGGAGCUGAAGGCCACCAACACCCGCAUCCAGAAGCUGCAGUCAGACGUCCUGGGAGCCAAUCAGGUGACAGGUGAGCUGAGGGAGCAUCUGCAGAGCAAAGAGAAAGAACAUGAGCUGGCUCUGCACACACUGAGAGACCAGGUAGCCAAUCAGAGCGCAGUGAGUCAGGAGCAGGUGGACAGCAUCCUGCAGGAGAACGAUGCUCUGAGGACAAACCUAGCCGCUCUAGAACAGGAGAACAGUUCUCUGAGGACUAACCUGAGCGCUCUGGAACAGAUCCAGACGGUGAAGACGCAGGAGAUGAAUCUGUUGCGGGAGCAGCAGGAGGCGCUGACCCUGGAGCUGCAGCAGAGACGAGCCGAGCAGGAGGGUCUGCUGAACCAGAGGGACGACCUGGACUCCCAGCUGCAGGAGUCUAGUUUUGCCAACAGGAAGUUGUUGGAGCAGCUGACGGAGGAAGGACAAGAGAAGGAGAAGCUGCUCAAAGAUCUGGAUGAGGCCAAGAAGACGGCAGAGAAGAGGAAGGCCAUGUUGGAUGACAUGGCGGUGCAGCUGAUGCAGGAGAAGUCCGACCACAAGGAGGCGCUGUCCGACCUCAAACUGCAGCACGAGAAGGAGGUCCUGGGGGUGAGGGCUCGAUACGAGAAGGAGCUCCGAGGCCUCCAUGAAGACAAGAACCGCUCCGAGGAGGAGAUCCGACAGCAGCUGAGAGAUGAAAAGGCCCGGUCGAAGGCGCUGGAGGGGCUGCAGCAGCGGGUGGAGGAGCUGCAGGCUCAGGUUCAGUCAAUGGAGGGAACCAAGGGAUGGUUCGAGAGACGACUGAAGGAGUCCGAGGAGAACAUCGAGAAGAACACUCUGGAACAUCAGGAGGAGAUCGAGCGGCUGCAGAAAGAACACACUCUUCAGCUGGAGGAGAAGCAGUCGGAGAUGGAGGGCUUGAAGCAGCAGCUGCAGGAGGUGGAGAAACAGAAGGAGGAACACAACGCCGCCAUGGAGAAACUCAAACAGGAGAUAAAGGACACUGUGGACGGGCAGAGGAUUUUAGAGAAGAAGGGAAGUGCAGCGCUGAAGGACUUGAAGCGGCAGCUGCAGCUGGAGAGGAAGAGAGCGGACAAACUGCAGGAGAGGCUGCAGGAGAUCCUGACCAACAGCAAGACCAGGACAGGUCUGGAGGAGCUGGUUCUGUCAGAGAUCAACAGUCCCAGUCGGACUCAGCAGACCGGAGACUCGUCCUCCGUCUCCUCCUUCUCCUACAGAGACAUGAUGAAGGAGUCCCAGCCGACCAAUCAGAACAAGUCUGGAGGAGGCAGCCCUCAGUCUCAGCGUCCAGCUGAGUUAUCUGAUGACGAGGUCGGGGAGUUGUUCCAGCGUCUGGCCGAGGUUCAGCAGGAAAAAUGGAUGCUGGAGGAGAAGGUGAAACACCUGGAGGUGAGCUGCUCGUCGAUGGCUGAAGACAUCUGCAGGAAGAGCUCCAUCAUAGAGACCUACGUGAUGGACAGCCGUAUAGAUGUGUCGGGCAGCGCGGUGGGAGGUCACGGAGUCCACGGGGGACACGGUGGUCAUGGAGGCUCUCUGGGGGAGAGAGGAGGUCUGGGCUCGGUGCUCCGGGACCUGGUGAAGCCGGGAGACGAGAACCUGAGAGAGAUGAACAAGAAGCUGCAGAACAUGCUGGAGGAGCAGCUGACCAAGAACAUGCACCUGCAGAAGGACCUGGAGCUUUUGUCCCAGGAAUUAGUCCGUCUCAGUAAAGAGAGUCCCGGUGGCGGUGCUGCCGGGUCGGGGUGAGACUAUCACCUGGUAACAUCCGUCCCUUCGCUUUCCUUCCCACUACUGUUGAUCACCUCAGCUGGAGAGUUUGGGCUGGGCUCAGACUAACACCUGGCACCAACAUUUCUUCCUCUUUCAUUCGUUGCGUUUGUGACCUCAGAACGGUCGUCUCUCGAAGGAAAGAGGAGACGGUAUGUUGUGAAGAAGAAGCUUAAGACAGGAGGGAAUGGAAACGUUUGGUCAGCUCAUUUGUGUCGCUAUUGAAUGUACUGUAAUUAGACUGCACCACUCAGUUCCUCUGAGCCCUGGCUACAACCUGGAAAACAAACAUUGUAACUGACUAUAAUGCUUUACUUUAUGCUUGUUUCUGUAUGAAGAUUCUGUCUGUCUCCUGGGUCCUGGCUAUGUCCUGGAAAACAUUUGCCUGGUGUAUAACUGAGUGAAUGGUUUAUUUUCUUGUUUAUGUGCAGUAACUCUGUUGUGAUCUGGCUAUUUACUGGGCUUCCUGUCUGCAACUAAAUACUUCAGUAGUAAAUGCCCCGGGGUUUGGGGGGGGGGUCUGUCUAUGACCUGGAUUGAAGAGGUUCAGCUUUGGUAUUUAUUUUACCUGGGCUCAAUAUGACUUUUUUGGCCACAUUUCUGAACGGUUUCCCCUUUUCGUCUCUUAGACACAAACACAUAAAGAGAAUAGAGUAAGAUUUCCAUUUAUACAUGGGAGUUAGUCUCAGCCAAGCUGCUACACCUACAAUAAUCAGCGAGCAAUUCAAAGAAAGAUGUCCAGGUCUGCAGCUUCUGCUAACAAACCUUCAACGCAAAUAACGAUGUGCGACACCAUGCUGUGAGAAGACAGUUAAAUAAAGAGAAUGAUAUAAAUAUUCACAUUAUUUUCUGAUAACUCCCUUGAACUUUAAUCAGUGUUCAUCGGCCAUGGCUAUGUCAUGGAGCACAAACUGUAAUCACAUGUUAAUUGAUUGACUUUUGUUCCUUCCAUUAAUUUAGUUUUGCGGUUGUUUUUGGGCCAUGGGUAUGUCCUGAACAUGAUUUGUGUCUUGUGUGGAUGUUGGAAAGACACGCCUGGUUAUAAUGUGGGACAUUUCUGCAUUUUUAAUUUAUUCUGCAAUGAAACAAAAGAUCCUUGUUGGAAACGCACCUCCGUCUCCUGUCACUAAAUGUUACAGGAAAGUCAUGGUUCAGGGUAUUUGCUGGAUUUUAAAGACUGUCCUCAUCUGUAAUGCAUUUAGGACUUGGUGUUUUUGGGGUUUUAUCCAAACAAUAUAAAUGUAAUACAUUGAUCAGAUUAUGUAUAAUUUAAAGGCAUGAAAAUAUAACACAUUCAACGCUCGUUUAGUUAAAAGGAUCUAAAUUAUUCACUGCUUUUUAAAAAGUUGGUUUUGCGUUUGCCUUCACAUCCUCCGGGGCGUCUGAUUUAUUGAAGUCUGGGUUGGAAAUGUCUCUGAAAUGGAAACUCAAAUGUCUCGUCUCUUUGCUUUGUUUGUUUUGGAUAAUUCAGCUCUGUUGAAUCACAUGAACUGUUUGUCUUGCACUAUUACUUUUUUGUGUGACUUAUUUCCAGCCCUACUGGGGACACCAAACGGUGCAAAAAAAAUAAGUGUUUUCUGUUGGGCUCGGUCUACUUCCUGCUUGAAACAACAUUUUAUUUUGACUGUAUCUUAAAAAUCUGUAACAAAAAGUUGAGUUUUCAACACUCACGCUUCCUGUCAGGCUCUGCCUGUGUUUGCUACAUGGACCCUGACUACGUCCUGGGCUGAACCUCUGGCACAGGCUGCCUCUGGUGACCGGGCUUUGACUACAUCCUGAAUAUUAUGCUGGUAGCAGACUGUGCAUUUUAUGUUGUAACUGCCUGUACAUUUCUGCUUCAUUUUUUUGUUUGUACUCUGCAAAGUAAUAUACAUUUCAGUCAGAACUUCUCAGAUCGAAUGAGAAAAACUUGACUUGUUUUCAGGCAGCUUUUAUUCAACCUCAGAUCCUUAAGACCCAAACGUAAUGGCAUUAUUAAAUAUUUAAAUGAGGUGAAUGUAAAAAGAAAUAUGAUCUUGAUGUCACAGUGUAAAUCUAAUUUUAAACACUUAAUAGUUAAGGGUUUAGCUGCACUGAAACACAUGAAGGUUUUCCCUCUUUCACUGAGACUGACUGAGCGGGAUCGGUCUAUGUGCUGGACAGUGACUCGGCCCGUUGCUUUGUUUUGUUUGUAAUGUUUAAAUCUGUAUGUGUAUAUACACGCUGUGAUAUGACUUCUAACUAUGAAGAAUCAACUGAUCUAUUUAUGAGUCUGAUGAAUAUGACGCUAAUUAUUGUAACAUGAAAAUAUGAUAUAAAAAUUAUUGUCUGGA